Molecule: messenger RNA, 354 nt
Organism: Phaeodactylum tricornutum CCAP 1055/1
Lineage: Eukaryota; Bacillariophyta; Bacillariophyceae; Surirellales; Neidiaceae
Exons: 2
Biological process (GO): endocytosis; autophagosome assembly; autophagy of peroxisome
Cellular component (GO): membrane; phagophore assembly site; endosome
Molecular function (GO): 1-phosphatidylinositol-3-kinase activity
Source: RefSeq, a predicted model, not a curated record
AUGCUUUUAUACAAGCACGACGAUGACCUAAGACAGGAGGCUUUUGCCGUCCAAUUUAUUCGAACUUGCGACCGAAUUUUGAAAGCUUCUGGUCUUGACAUGAAGUUACUGACUUUUGAGUGCAUUCCUGUCGGCACUAAUCGUGGAUUUGUGGAAUGGGUUCCUGGCAGCAUCGCGCUCACAACAGCUCGUUUUGCGAGCAACCCUAUUCAAGAAUACCUCCGAGGAGUAGCAUACGACAAGACAGCUCCCUAUUUUGUGUGUCGUGAUGUGAUGGACCGAUACAUCAAGAGUUGUGCAGGCUACUGUGUUAUUACCUACAUUCUUGGGGUCGGCGACCGACACCUGGACAAC